AUGUCUUCCAACAGCGAAAACCCAAAUACGACGCUAUACGUGCGCAAUUUACCUGAUAAAAUUAACAAGCAAGAACUACGCCAGCAACUCUACUUUAGAUUCCAAUCCUACGGCCGUAUCCUCGACGUCGUUGCGCUCAAAACCGACAAACUACGAGGACAGGCGUGGAUAGUAUUUGAUGUAUUAUCUGCAGCUACCUCCGCAAUCCGCGCUGAAAACGGCAGCAGAUUCUACAGCAAGCCUAUGACAAUACACUAUGCAAAAACUACAUCAAAUGCAACAAAAAUACAUAGAGGCGGUGCAGGUGAUAUGUACAAUGAUGCACAGAAGAAUGUACAGCGUAUGACCAUAUCUAAUGCUUCAGAAAGUAGUCUCGGUUUGAAACGUGCAAGGGAAGCCGAGGAGUUGCAAAGGAGGGACAAUGAUGCGGCUGCUACCUCAAUAAACACCCAAGAUUCCAACAAAAGAGUUAAAGUUGACUCCUCCUAG
Wallemia ichthyophaga EXF-994 is the source of this 489-nucleotide messenger RNA. RefSeq names its product U2 small nuclear ribonucleoprotein B'. The transcript has a single exon. Gene Ontology annotation, biological process: mRNA splicing, via spliceosome. Bases 1 to 489 code for a protein of 162 amino acids. NCBI's taxonomy places the organism in Eukaryota, Fungi, Basidiomycota, Wallemiomycetes, Wallemiales, Wallemiaceae. The record is from RefSeq and is a predicted model, not a curated record. Gene Ontology annotation, cellular component: U12-type spliceosomal complex. Gene Ontology annotation, molecular function: pre-mRNA intronic binding; U12 snRNA binding.